This is a messenger RNA of Schistocerca piceifrons (Central American locust), 1488 nucleotides long. RefSeq names its product peroxisomal membrane protein PEX16 (gene Pex16). Gene Ontology annotation, cellular component: peroxisomal membrane. NCBI's taxonomy places the organism in Eukaryota, Metazoa, Arthropoda, Insecta, Orthoptera, Acrididae. The transcript is spliced from 6 exons. The record is from RefSeq and is a predicted model, not a curated record. Gene Ontology annotation, biological process: peroxisome organization. Bases 111 to 1133 code for a protein of 340 amino acids.
UGGGCUGGCUUAGUAAACAAAGAUGAGUGGUAAAGUUGAUUGGUUUGAGGACGUAGAAGGAAGAAAGACUGCGGAGGCUUGUGUAUAUAUAUGAUUUGGUAGUGUCAGUUAUGACGACAAUCGCCCGUCAGUUCUCAGAACUGUACGAGUCGUAUAGGCAAUGGGUUUGCAACAAUCCACAAGUCGCAGGUGAUGUUGAAUCGACUGUCAAAUGGGUUUCGUAUUUUGUAGCAGGCAGAAUCAGCCACUCCAGUGUACUUUCUGAACUGAUAUACUCUGUGUCGAACUUACUGGUGCUUUUCAAUGACCGUAUCAUUCAUAAUUCGACAUGUAAGAUUAAAGGGGGACCUGCAGACAGGUUGAAGAUAUGGCUUACAGUCAUAGAAUAUUCAGAGGUUUUUAUUGAAGUAGCGGCAAGACGCCGUUGGGGAUCAAGAGGAAAAUGGACAGUGGCUGUCAUUCUGCAGCUUAUAAAAUGUGCUGCUAAACUGCAUCUCCUCUUUAAUUAUAAAGAACAUGUGAUACAAAAUCCACCAGUUCCUCCUGUAAGACAUAAAACCAUUGAAGAGGAGAAAAUUAGGAAAGAAGAAAAGUGGAAACUGGAGUCAAUGUCUUUUGCUCUGAAAAGGUCAGGGAGGCUUAUAAGGAAGGUUCAGGGCGCUCCUCCAAUUCAUUUGAGAGACUGGAAGCCACUUAAAUCAGUGCCAGAGAAUGGGAUAUAUGAACAGAAUAGCCACAGUAUUAGAGAAGGUCUGAAGAAGGAGACAGUAAUAGCAGAGGUUUUGUAUAUUGUUAAGCCUCUGAUGCACCUUUACGCAAUGUGGCGCCAUGGGCCCAAAUCCUGGAAACCAUGGCUCAUUUCACUGCUUGUUGAUGUUGUCAGCUUGUGUGCCUACAGGAAGACAGUGCACAAACUUACAAGACAGCAGCGCAUGGAGGUGUCACGCCGUGCCUUUGCUCUCGUCCUGUACAUAUUACGCUCACCUUUUUAUGAGGCUCACAGCCGGGAUCGUAUACAAUCUUUCCUGCAUGCAAUGUCAGAGACAGUUCCUCUGACAGGCAUCUUGUGCAGACCUCUUGCACAGUACCUUCCUGUUUGGCAGGAUACAUAUUUCUAUGUGUGGUCCUCAUAGGUGGUGUUUCUUGUGGUGUGAUCUUAUUUUGUGUGAUUAUUUCAGACUGUAUGUGGUGGUUAUUGUUACGGGGUAUUAUGGGCUCUUACUAAUAAGCCAGUGAGUGAUUGUGAAUGUACAUCGCACUGCAAAAAGUAAUUUGUUUUAUACUAUCUUUUAUACUAGAAAUAUAUUUAGCAACAAUUCAGUAGAAAGAUCUAAAGUAACUAUAUAGACUGUUACUAGUUUAAAGACCAUUACUACUUAAAUUGCUCGACUGUGAUAAAUAUAAACCCCAGACAUUUAUUUGUUGAGCAUAGUUCUUUUUCUACUGUCAUGUUUGACCAUUUUUAUUUUGUAGUCCAAAUUUGUAAUA